AUGGCUCACGGUAAUUUGUUCGUCGACGAAAGCUCUGACGAGGACUCGAUCCGCACAGAUUACACGACUGACGAUGAUCCCGAGAAGGAGUACGACAUUGAGCGGGUCUUAGAUUACGAUGAGACACUCGAAAAAUACCUUAUCAAAUGGACUGGUUAUCCAAUUUACGAAGCCACGUGGGAACCACGCGAUGGUCUUCCCGAGGAAGACAGUGAGAUCUGGACUGACUGGCGUCAAUUUCUCAAAGACGUCAAGCAAGGCAAGAAGCAACCCUUCGACAGAGCUGAUUGGAACCGUCGGUGGCAAGCCCACAGAGCCGAGAAGAAUCAGCGGCGAGCUCGACGAAAUGCGAAACGACGUAAGAAGGGCCUUGAGACUCGGCCCGACACUUUGGAGGAGGAAGAAGAGCAGGCACUCCUAAAUGAAGCCAGUGAUGACGAAUUUGAAGAAGAAGAAUCUGAAGAGGAACCUUUGGCGAAGAGAGCAACGACUGUUCGCGCUGCACCGCAGCAGGUGUCUCCUCGGAAAGGCGUAGCACAGAAACUCAAGAGAGCUCGGUCCAAGCAGAAUGACGAUGGCGUUUCUAGCGAGGAAUCGAGCAGCUCAAGUUCUGAGAGCAGCAGAGAUUCGCUCAUUGAUGAGCUGAUCACUUCGAGGUCGCGUAGGCAGCCGCCGUUGAAAAAAUUGCGGAGCCCACAAAAGGAAACGGAACGAGAACGAUCUCAGCCUCAGCCUGCUGUUGCAAAGUCUCCCAAGAGACAGCGUCCGGCAUCAGAUACCACGCGCCGGACUGUGCCGAUCACGAACGAACGCAAAGAACCUCCCAAGCAGCUGCCGAGACCAGCACCAGCACCAGUACUACCAGCUCAGGAUGGGGUCGCACGGAAGAGUGCGCCUGCCACUGCGAACCAGGGCGCAACAACAGCUCGAGCUAAGAAGUCGAGAAAUGUGAUGGCGAACUGGGACGCGAACAAGCAAAAGCGCAGGCGUGUGCCGGCUCCCUCUGAGCUCUCACACGAUGGAGCACAGCCUAGGUUUCAACAUUUGCGAAUGCAGCAUGCUGUGCAGAAAUUUUCUUCACGCUCAGAAGCUGCACCUGAUAUUAAUGCUCUGGACAUCAUUGAUCCGAAGACUGGCAAGGUGAUCAAGGCGUCCAAUUCAUCUACAGACCGGAUUGUGGCAAGAACAGCAUCCAUGGGAGGUGGACAAGUGCCUCCUGCUCAGUCAAGCAUUCACCCUGUUGCCGAGAGUAGAAGUAUUGGCAGCGCAUAUGCUCGGCGGACGCCACCUCCUGCUGCUCGUGAGAGCUCACUUCCUGACGCUACCACGGGCCACACGAGGCCGACAGUGACAGGCUCCAUCGGAACAGCGGGCGUGGCAACUAAUGUCACGAAAAUUCCAGCCAUAGUCGCUGAAGAUGGCCGAGAUCGCCCUGACAGAGUCACAUGUCGAUUCUGGAGCGAAGGCAAUUGUUAUUACAGUGCCGACGAGUGCUUCAAUCUACAUUUCUAUCCUCCUGGAGACGCAACGAAGAUCAGUGGUGAAGAGGCCGCCAGGCUACGAUUACCCCCUAAGAACCAGCCUUACAGAUUCCACGAGCUGUUCUGCCAUUUCUGGCGGUCACAUGGCAAAUGCAACCAAAAUGCACAUUGUAAAUAUGCGCACUACGAUACAGGGUUCGAUGCACCUCCACCCAAAGUGACUGUAGAAGACGCCCGAGCAAGCCAGGAAGCAUACUUGGCAAGACUUGCUGAAAUCGCUCAGAAAAAUGAGCCGAUGUCGAGAGACCCAGAAAAGGUCAGGGUACUUUCCGACAUGUCCUAUAUACCACUUUCAAAACUGACAUGCCACUUCUGGCGAACCCAAGGAGCAUGUUUGAAAGGAGAUACUUGCAAAUUUGCUCAUUGGGACACCGGUUUUGACGCUCUACCGCCCGGGACCAUUAGAAAAGUGUCCAAAUCUGCCACGUUUCCAGCGCCUUCCGCAAGCGGUCCGAACUUGGAGCUUCUCGCUGAGCAUAGGAAGCUAGCAGGCAUCCAAGAUACAAAUGCUGGAACAGUUGGCGUUCGAGAAGCAGUCCAAGCCAGCGCGCCGCAAGUGCCAGCACUGUCUACGGUAUCUCAGAUAUCACCGGACAUAGUCAUGUCUCCAACUCAUUUAGUAGGAUCACCUGCACACCCAACACCCAACGAGGCGAUAAGGCCAUUCGAAAGCUGGAACUCACCAUGGCAUACGAACGGUGCAGCGGCAGCGGCAGUGACAUUGAAUGCGAGCUUCAAGCUGUACCAUGCGGGCGAUGAGCGUCCCCAUCGAGUCAGGGCAAAGUUCGAAAUGAUAGGUGAUCGUUCAUUCAUUCGCAUGUUCGGAUCCGACCCAAUUAUUCGCGCUGGACAUGCUGUGCUCAGCGGCGACGUGCAGGCUGUGCUGUGGGACAGCAUACGACAGAGCAACGAGAUUGCUGCCGGGUUUCUGCAUCUCGAUGUGGCGGAGGAGGAUGAAAUGGCUGGCCUUUCCGAGGUUUGCAAAUUGAAUGACUGCGGCAUUGUUGCCACAGUAGUGGGCUACUCUUCAACGAUACUGAUCUACCCAAGCGACGCAGAGCCCUGGAAGUUCCUGGAUGGCCCCGACAUGCCUUUGAGCAGUGCCUCUUUGAAAUUCUACGCCUUUGACGGGGUCCCAGCCCUUCAAAGAAAGCUGCAAUCCACCGAUGCUCCUGCACCCGUUGAUAUGCAGCCUCUGCAUUCAAUCUUGGGCAGAGAUUUCGCACAUCUUGAUGUGGAAAAGCUCUUCGUCAAGAGUCCGGACGCUGUCUUCUUGAUGAUUCCAUCCACACACAGUGCUAUAUCUGAGGUCUACCGGCAGAUCUUUACCGGCAUGAAGUGCAAAGUGUACCACUCAGACACGGCUGGAGCAUGGGACUAUUUCCGCAGAAAAUACAGAACGGGUGUACUCUUGGUCCACACUGACGUGCCUCUCUGGCAAGUUCCUGGCCUGGCGGAAUGGUCCUCACAAGCUACCGCAGUGUUUACUGUAGGUGUUGACGAGGCUGCAGCGAUUCUGGAAGAUCGCAAGGCAACUUUCGGAUGCACUCGAAUCCUAGCACUUGGCAACGCUGUGUUCCUCACGGAUGAUCUACUCGUCUACCAUCCGGAGAGAGCUACAGAGAUAAUUCAAAACUUUCUCGACGCCAACAGUUUCAAGCCUGAAGGUGCCGAAGCCAACAAGAUUCUUGCCCGGCCUGGGCUGAAGCAAUUCUUGUUGAAAAAAUUCAUCGACUGCGAAAAGCCGGAUGAGCGGUGGAUUCGAUUGUAUGGUGCCGUUUGUGACCUCUGUCCGCCUGAUAUGGAAGACGGAGUGGAAUCUCCCAACCCACUUCCGAAUGCCAACUUGGUAUCAGUUGAUCCAGAGUUGUUGCCGGAUUACGAAGGCUUGUGGGAGACAGAUGAAGCUGCUGCGACAGACUUCAUGAUCAAUUGGUUCGCUGGCUGGGCUCUCCUGAAUACUAGCAGAUUCAGAAGAUUCGUCGUGUGUUACCUUCCGAAAGCUGCCUCUUCGAAUGAAGACCCAAAAGCGGUGGCACAGGACAUAGAGUCUCGGGGAUGGACUGAGAAGUACCAGCAUAUUAGCGUCCUGACUCCUGGCCAAGUGGCCAAGAAGAUCAUUCGUCCGAACAAGCACAAGGAACAUGUCAGGACGUGGACGAAGUGA
Messenger RNA from Cercospora beticola, 3708 nucleotides. RefSeq lists its product as uncharacterized. Gene Ontology annotation, molecular function: metal ion binding. Lineage: Eukaryota; Fungi; Ascomycota; Dothideomycetes; Mycosphaerellales; Mycosphaerellaceae. The record is from RefSeq and is a predicted model, not a curated record.